GUAGAACAGCAUUGUGGGAAAUAUUCAAGAAAACUUGGUCCUGGACAGGGUGAAAAAGCUCUGUAGAGGAUAAGGAUGGCUUCAUCAAUGAGGGAAAAUGAGCUGGUGAGGUCUAUGAGCAAAAAGGCGAGUUUUUCGUCAGCUAGCAGGAGGGGAUCUUGGGCUUCAGCAAGCCUUCGUGAGGCAUUUGGUGCACCAGGAGGGGAUGUUUUCGUGAAAAGUGGGAGGCAAGAUGAUGAAGAUGAGCUGAAAUGGGCUGCAAUCGAGAGGCUUCCUACUUAUGACAGAAUGAGGAAGGGAAUCUUGAAGCAAGUCUUGGACAAUGGGAGAGUUGUUCAUGAGCAAGUUGAUGUAGCUCAUAUGGGAAUGCACGAAAAGAAGCAACUUAUGGAAAGUAUACUUAAUGGUAUUGAUGAAGAUAAUGAGAGGUUCCUUCUCAGGCUUAAAGAUCGUAUCGAAAGGGUUGGAAUCGAUAUUCCAAAAAUCGAAAUCAGGUUUGAGCACUUGUCAAUUGAAGGAGACGCGUAUGUUGGCAGCAGAGCUCUUCCAACACUGUGGAAUUCAACUAUCAACUCAUUAGAGGGACUUCUUGGGCUUCUUAGGCUUUCGCCGUCUAAGAAGAAAUCUGUCAAAAUACUGGAUGACAUUUCUGGAAUUGUAAAACCAUCUAAGAUGACACUGCUUCUUGGACCUCCAGCCUCCGGAAAAACUACAUUGUUGAAGGCACUUGCAGGAAAGCUGGAGCAAGAUCUUAGGGUAAAGGGGAAGGUCACCCACUGUGGUCAUGAACUCAAAGAGUUUAUUCCUCAGAGAACUUGUGCUUAUAUCUGCCAGCAUGAUCUUCAUCAUGGUGAGAUGACAGUAAGAGAGACCUUGGAUUUCUCGGGGCGUUGCUUUGGAGUUGGUGCCAGAUAUGAACUGCUAGCUGAGCUCUCGAGACGAGAAAAAGAUUCAGGAAUUAAACCAGAUCCUGAGGUAGAUGCAUUCAUGAAAGCCAUAUCAGUGGCUGGGCAAAAGACCAAUUUGGUCACUGACUCUAUUCUUAAGAUACUUGGACUGGAUAUUUGUUCUGAUACAAUGGUGGGUGAUGAAAUGAGAAGGGGUAUUUCUGGUGGACAAAAGAAGCGUGUAACGACAGGAGAAAUGUUGGUCGGACCUGCAAAAGUUUUCUUGAUGGAUGAAAUAUCGACUGGCCUUGACAGUUCAACAACAUUUCAAAUAGUCAAAUAUAUGAGACAGAUGGUUCAUAUCAUGAAUGUGACCAUGAUUAUCUCCCUACUUCAGCCAGCCCCAGAAACCUUUGAUCUAUUUGAUGAGAUUAUCUUGCUUUCAGAAGGGAAAGUUGUCUACCAAGGUCCACGUGAAAAUGUUCUUGAGUUCUUCGAGAGUGUUGGAUUCAAAUGUCCUGAAAGGAAAGGAGUUGCGGAUUUUCUUCAAGAGGUUACUUCCAAGAAAGAUCAAGAGCAAUACUGGUCCAAGAAGAACGUUCCGUAUCAAUUUGUGUCAGUACUUGACUUUGUUGAGAACUUCAAAUCCUUCCAUAUCGGUCUAAAGCUUUUCGGUGAAGUUCAAGUUCCUUAUGACAGAAGUAGAACCCACCCUGCAGCAUUGGUGAAAGAAAAGUAUGGUAUUUCUAACAAAGAGCUCUUCAAGGCAUGCUUAUCAAGGGAGUGGUUGUUGAUGAAGCGCAACUCCUUCGUCUACAUUUUCAAGACUGUUCAGAUCACCAUCAUGGCUAUCUUUACAUUCACUGUAUUCUUUAGAACGAAAAUGAAGCACGGUGAAGCAGAAGAUGGAGGAAAAUUUUAUGGUGCACUGUUUUUCAGCCUUCUCAAUGUGAUGUUCAAUGGCAUGGCUGAGCUUGCAAUGACUAUUUUCAGACUACCAGUCUUCUUUAAACAACGAGAUGCUUUGUUCUAUCCAGCAUGGGCUUUUGCUCUUCCAAUUUGGCUCCUUAGGAUCCCCAUCUCACUGAUGGAGUCAGGAAUAUGGAUCCUCCUCACAUACUACACUGUUGGAUUUGCACCUGCAGCUGAUAGGUUUUUCCGGCAGUAUUUGGCCUAUGUGGGAAUUCACCAGAUGGCGUUGGGACUCUUUCGUUUCAUUGCAGCCCUUGGAAGAACACAAGUUGUGGCCAACACUCUUGGUACCUUCACAUUGUUAUCAGUUUUUGUCCUGGGUGGAUUUAUCAUUGCCAAAGAUGACCUCCAACCUUGGAUGAAGUGGGCAUAUUACCUUUCCCCCAUGUCAUACGGACAGAACGCAAUAGUUCUUGUUGAGUUUCUUGAUAAAAGAUGGAACAAGCCCAAUGAGGAUCCAAGCUUUCAAGGGAAAACAGUUGGAAUAGAGCUUCUUAUAGACAGAGGGAUGUUCACAGAGGACAUCUGGUACUGGAUUUGUGUUAUUGCACUGUUCGCGUUCUCAUUGUUUUUCAACCUCUGCUUUGUUGCAGCACUCACAUACCUAAAACCUCUUGGAGAUACUAAAUCUAUUAUGGUGAAUGAAGAAGACAGUCAAAACAAGGAAAAGAAGAUGAAAGUAACGCCGCACGAAGGUUCAAGAUUAAGAACAUCUCUUUGUUUUCAAGAUUUUGAAUUGUAUAUCAACAAAUGCCAUUGAUGUGCUACUUACUUAUACAGUUCUAAUAUAUCAGGAAAGAAUACUUCAGAAGAUAUAAUUUCAAACUGUGCAGCCAGUGCAACCAACAAAAAGGGCAUGGUGCUGCCCUUCCAGCCUUUGUCCCUUUCAUUUGAGCAUGUGAAUUACUAUGUUGAUAUGCCUGCUGAAAUGAGAAGUCAAGGAAUUGAAGAAACGCGACUCCAGCUUCUACGAGAAGUGAGUGGUGCUUUUAGACCAGGUGUACUAACAGCAUUAAUGGGCGUGAGUGGUGCUGGAAAGACUACUUUGAUGGAUGUUUUAGCUGGAAGAAAAACCGGUGGAUACAUUGAAGGGAAUAUCUGUGUUUCUGGCUAUCCAAAGUUUCAGGAGACCUUCGCUCGAGUUAGUGGCUACUGUGAACAAAAUGACAUUCAUUCUCCACAUGUCACUAUUUAUGAAUCUCUUCUAUACUCAGCGUGGUUGCGUCUUCCUUCAGAUGUCAACAACGAAACUCGAAUGAUGUUCGUGGAAGAAGUGAUGGAGUUGGUUGAACUUACAUUAUUGAGAAACUCUCUAGUUGGCCUUCCAGGAGUUGAUGGAUUAUCGACUGAACAAAGAAAGCGGCUUACUAUAGCCGUGGAGUUGGUUGCUAAUCCUUCCAUCAUCUUCAUGGAUGAGCCAACGUCCGGUCUGGAUGCUCGAGCUGCUGCAAUCGUCAUGAGAGCUGUAAGGAACACUGUGGAUACCGGGAGAACUGUAGUUUGCACAAUUCAUCAACCAAGUAUAGACAUAUUUGAAUCAUUCGAUGAGUUAUUCUUGAUGAAGAGAGGAGGACAAGUCAUUUAUGCUGGACCCCUCGGUCGCAAUUCUCAACACUUGACAGAGUAUUUUGAAUCUGUUCCCGGGGUUAACAAGAUCAAAGAUGGAUAUAAUCCUGCUACUUGGAUGCUUGAGGUCAGUGCUGCAUCCGUUGAGACUCAGUUCGGUGUAAACUUUGCAGAAAUCUAUACCAACUCUGAUCUAUAUAGGAGAAAUGAAGAACUAAAUAAGGAGCUAAGUACUCCAGCACCAGGGUCAAAAGACCUGUACUUCCCUACUAAGUACUCUCAGCCUCUAUUGACUCAAUUCAAGGCAUGUUUCUGGAAACAACAUUGGUCUUACUGGAGGAAUCCACAGUACAAUGUCAUCAGAUUUUUCAUGACAACGGUCAUUGGAAUUAUAUUUGGCGUCAUUUUCUGGGACAAAGGAGGAAAACUUGAAAAACAGCAGGACCUUUCAAAUCUUAUGGGAGCAAUGUAUGCUGCUGUUCUAUUUCUUGGAGGAACAAACACUUCUGCUGUACAAUCUGUUGUAGCUAUCGAGAGAACAGUGUUCUAUCGUGAAAGAGCAGCAGGAAUGUUUUCAGCCUUGCCAUAUGCUUUUGCUCAGGUGACUGUGGAAACAAUCUAUGUCGGGAUCCAAACAUUCCUUUACAGCCUAAUCCUUUACUCGAUGAUUGGAUUUGAGUGGCAAGCUGACAAGUUCUUCUGGUUCUACUACUACGUGUUUAUGUGCUUCGUCUACUUCACACUCUAUGGAAUGAUGCUUGUAGCCCUCACUCCAAAUUACCAGAUAGCAGCAAUUGUCAUGUCUUUCUUCCUCAGCUUCUGGAACCUCUUCUCUGGUUUCCUCAUUCCUAGGAUGCAAAUCCCAAUAUGGUGGAGGUGGUACUACUGGGGUUCACCAGUUGCAUGGACAAUAUAUGGUCUCAUUACAUCUCAAUUGGGAGACAAAACAGAACUUGUUCAUAUUCCUAGUCAUGAUGGUACUCCUACCUAUAUUCAACUGAAGGAUUACCUCAAACAAUACUUGGGUUAUGAUUAUGACUUUCUUGGAGCAGUUGCUGCUGCUCAUCUUGCUUGGGUGCUUCUCUUUUUCUUUGUGUUUGUUUAUGCCAUCAGAGUCCUUAACUUCCAAAAGAGAUAA
Messenger RNA from Solanum verrucosum, 4563 nucleotides. RefSeq names its product pleiotropic drug resistance protein 2-like. Gene Ontology annotation, cellular component: membrane. NCBI's taxonomy places the organism in Eukaryota, Viridiplantae, Streptophyta, Magnoliopsida, Solanales, Solanaceae. The transcript has 19 exons. The record is from RefSeq and is a predicted model, not a curated record. Gene Ontology annotation, molecular function: ATP binding; ATP hydrolysis activity; ABC-type transporter activity.